UUGUGAGAUGGCAGCACCAGAGGCCUGGCAGCUGAGUGAAGGAUCUUCAUCGGCGCUAAACCUCUCUGCUUGGCCCGCUGUCUGCUCCAGGUGGCUAUCGGAUGACCUCCAAGUCACUUGCACGCCCGAGGGAGGUGGUUGGGAGAGGCCAGUUCGCAGGUGUUUCCUAAGUCCCCAUUGGUUUGUACUCCACCGACCCACUCUGCUGUGAGGUUGAGUGGGAGAGUAGCCCAGGUCUCCCCACCUGACGCAGCCGAACUGAAGAGGGACCUAGCAAUUCAUCUGGGCAGAACUAAGGGCUUUGUUAAACCCAGAAUGUACAGAAUUCAGUAAGGGGGUAAAGUGCUAGGAGGACUCCCCUUUCUUCCUCUAGUUGGUACCCUUGCCCCCCACCCCCACCUCGGUCCGUGCAAUGCCAGCUGCCACCUGCUGGGACUAUCUCCAGUUACAGUCUGAAGGCUGGAAAGAGGUCUGGGACCUGUCACUAUGGGGGACAUGAAAACCCCUGAUUUUGAUGACCUCCUUGCUGCUUUUGACAUCCCUGACAUUGAUGCAAAUGAAGCCAUUCACUCUGGGCCAGAAGAAAAUGAGGGACCAGGAGGCCAAGGGAAGCCAGAACCCAGUGAAGGAGGUGAUUCUGGAGACAGAGCAGCAACAGCAACUACUGAAGAUGACCCCGAGAGUCCAGCCGAGGCCUCUGAACAUGGCCUGUUACAGCCACCAGAUACUUCCACAGUCAGUGUCAUUGUCAAGAACACAGUUUGUCCAGAGCAGUCUGAGACCCUGACUGAAAAUUCAGGAGAAGAAGAGACCAAGGCUGGGGGUGUAACUAAGGGAGGGCCUGUGGGAUCUUGUCUGAUGCAAAAUGGAUUUGGAGGUCCUGAGCCACCUCUCUCAGAAACCCCACAUUCUCCAGCUCCUGCCAAUGGGGAUGCCUGGAAAGAAAAAGCUAUGGAAGGCAAAACACCCUUGGACCUCUUUGCUCAUUUUGGGUCUGAACCAGGUGACCACCCAGAUCCCUUACCUCCUGAACCUUCCCCAUCUCAGGAUGGGGACAUGAUCCCACCUCCUUUCUCCACUCCUUUUGAGCUGGCCCCAGAAAAUGGCUCAACCCUGCUGCCUCCUGGUUCUCUUCUGCCAGAAGGAGCCUUGAAACAGGAAAACUGCAGCCCCCCCCAUUCCCAGGGUCUAACUCAGAGAAGCUCAGGUUCCAGCCCCGAGGCGGCAGGCAUUCCUGCCAGUGCCUCACCUCCCCAGGUGGCUGGGAUGUCCUUCAAGCAGUCUCCAGGGCACCAGAGCCCUCCUGCUUCCCCUGAGAAGGCAUCCAGCUGUAAACCUCUGAAGGAAGAAGAUGAGGGAACAGUGGACAAGUCUCCUCCAAGAAGUCCCCAGAGCCCUUCUAGUGGAGCUGAGGCUGCAGACGAGGACAGCAAUGAUUCCCCUACCUCCUCCAGCUCUGCUAGACCCCUCAAGGUGCGGAUCAAGACUAUUAAAACAUCCUGUGGGAAUAUCACAAGAACUGUAACCAGGGUUCCCUCAGAACCUGAUCCCCCUGCCCCUUUGCCUGAAGGAGCUUUCCUGGCUGAGGCUAGCUUCCUGAAACUGUCUCCUGUAACUCCAACCCCUGAGGGUCCAAAGGUGGUGAGUGUCCAACUGGGUGAUGGUACAAGGCUGAAAGGUACAGUGUUACCUGUGGCUACCAUCCAGAAUGCUAGCACUGCCAUGCUAAUGGCAGCUAGUGUUGCCCGAAAAGCUGUGGUUCUACCAGGGGGGAAUGUCACCAGCCCUAAGACUAUGACUAAGAGUGUGUUAGGUCUGGUACCACAAACUCUGCCCAAGGCUGAGGUGCGGACAACGUUAGGUCUUGGAGGACAGAAGGUAAAUGGUGCCUCAGUGGUGAUGGUACAGCCUUCUAAGUCUGCUACUGGGCCAGGCACAGCAGGUGGAUCAGUGAUCUCUCGGACGCAGUCCAGCCUGGUAGAGGCCUUCAACAAGAUUCUCAACAGCAAGAAUCUGCUGCCUGCUUAUAGACCAAACCUGAGUCCACCAGCUGAGGCUGGGCUGGCCCUGCCUCCAACAGGCUACCGCUGCCUUGAGUGUGGGGAUGCGUUUUCACUGGAGAAAAGCCUGGCACGGCACUAUGAUCGCAGAAGCAUGCGUAUAGAGGUCACCUGUAACCACUGUGCCCGUCGCCUGGUCUUCUUCAACAAGUGUAGCCUACUCCUGCAUGCCCGUGAGCACAAGGACAAGGGUCUUGUCAUGCAGUGCUCACAUUUGGUCAUGAGGCCUGUAGCCCUUGACCAGAUGGUGGGGCAGCCAGACAUCACACCCCUGCUGCCUGUGGCUGUCCCACCUGUUCCUGGACCUCUGGCCUUGCCUGUUUUGGGCAAGGGGGAGGGGGCUGUCACCUCCUCUACCAUUACUACAGUUGCCACUGAAGCCCCUGUGCUACCACUCCCAACAGAACCACCUGCUCUCCCUACUGCCUCUGUUUACACGUGCUUUCGCUGUCUGGAGUGUAAGGAGCAAUGCCGGGACAAGGCUGGCAUGGCAGCCCACUUCCAACAGCUGGGCCCUCCUGCGCUUGGGUCUACCAGCAAUAUGUGCCCAUCCUGCCCCAUGAUGCUCCCCAAUCGUUGCAGCUUCAGUGCCCACCAGCGCACACAUAAGAACCGACCCCCACAUGUCUGUCCUGAGUGUGGGGGCAACUUUCUACAAGCCAAUUUUCAGACCCAUCUUCGAGAGGCCUGUCUGCAUUUCUCUCGCCGUGUAGGAUACAGGUGCCCCAGCUGUGCAGUGGUAUUUGGGGGUAUAAACUCCAUCAAGUCCCACAUACAGGCGUCACACUGCGAAGUUUUCCACAAGUGCCCCAUCUGCCCCAUGGCCUUCAAGUCUGCACCCAGCGCCCAUGCCCAUCUCUACUCCCAGCAUCCCAGCUUCCUCACCCAGCAAGCCAAGCUGAUCUAUAAGUGUGCCAUGUGUGACACAGUUUUCACUCACAAACCGCUCCUUUCUUCACACUUCGACCAGCACUUGUUGCCCCAGCGUGUCAGCGUCUUUAAGUGUCCAUCUUGUCCUCUGCUUUUUGCCCAAAAAAGGACCAUGCUGGAACAUCUCAAGAGCACUCAUCAGUCCGGACGCUUGGGGGAGGAGGCAGUUGGGAAAGGGGCUGGAGGUGCCCUUCUGACCCCCAAGACUGAGCCUGAGGAGCUGGCUGUGUCUCGGGCAGAGGCAGCCCCUGCUACUGAGGAAUCUUCCUCAUCCUCCGAAGAGGAGCUGCCCAGCUCCCCUGAGCCUCCCCGCCCAACCAAACGACCCCGACGGGACCUGGGAAGCAAAGGCAUCAAAGGUGGGGGUGGGGGGCCUGGGGGCUGGACCUGUGGCCUUUGUCAUUCCUGGUUUCCUGAGCGCGAUGAUUAUGUGGCUCACAUGAAGAAAGAACAUGGCAAGUCAGUGAAAAAGUUCCCCUGUCGCCUGUGUGAGCGUUCCUUCUGCUCUGCCCCCAGCCUGAGACGCCAUGUGAGGGUCAACCAUGAGGGAAUCAAGAGAGUUUACCCAUGCAGGUAUUGCACAGAGGGAAAGCGCACCUUCAGUAGUCGUCUGAUCCUGGAGAAGCAUGUCCAAGUCCGGCAUGGCUUGCCCCUUGGGACCCAGUCCCCUUCUGGCAGAGGAGGCACUCUGGUGCGAGGCUCUGGUGGCAGAGCCCAGGGGCCAGGACGGAAACGCCGCCAGUCUUCUGACUCAUGCAGUGAGGAGCCUGACAGCACAACACCACCAGCCAAGUCCCUGAGGGGUGGCCCUGGGUCAGGAGGCCACGGUCCUCUUCGAUAUAGGAGCAGUGGCUCAGUGGAACAGAGCAUUGUGGUGGGCCUGAGGGUGGAUGGUGGCACGCAGCAGUGCCUCGACUGUGGCUUGUGCUUUGCAUCCCCUGGCUCCUUGAGCCGCCACCGGUUCAUUAGCCACAAGAAGAGAAGGGCGGGGGGUAAAGCCAGUGCUCUGGGGAUGGCGGAUGGGGAAGAAGAAGCUCCUCCGUUACGCUCUGACCCAGAGGGUGGAGAUUCACCUUUGCCUGUUUCUGGAGGCCCUCUGACUUGCAAGGUCUGUGGCAAGAGCUGUGAUAGCCCUCUGAAUCUCAAGACCCAUUUCCGCACGCAUGGCAUGGCAUUCAUCAGGGCCCGACAGGGAGGCAGUGGGGACAACUAGGUCCCAGGCCUAGGAUUAGCCAGUUCUCUUCCCAGGAACUUGGGUCUUUCACUGCUGCUGUCAACUCCCUGGGCUGGGAAGUUUAACACUUAUUUUGAUUCUUUUUGCUCCCAAGGGAAAGGCUUUUGAGGAUUCUAGUGACUUGCACCCCACUCCCUCUUGGGUUUGGUCCCUGGGUCCUACUUAAGUGGGUUCUCCUUCCUUUCUGAAUCCAACACUAAUGUUACACAGGGGAGACCUAAGGAUGUACAGGGUCUAGCUUCUACCCCUCUGCUAGAUUGCUUCCUCUGGGCUGGGUUCUGGCCUAGUAUUCCCUCCUCUAACACUCAUUGGCACUAACACCCCGCCCCAAUCCCUGCAGUGCCUUCCAUUUGUCUUUUCCCCCAGAAAUCUAGGGGUGGGGGGUUGGUGGGGAUGAGUCCUGUCAAAUGGGGUCCAGGAAGAGGAGAGGACAGGCUCUCAGGAAUCCUUUAUUCUUGUAGUAAUAAUACUAACAGUGAGAGAAACAAGAGGGAGAAAACCAGACCAUUAAAACUGCUUGUGGUUUAAUCCCCAUUCAGGCUUUUCUUUUUAUGUGAGUUGGACAAUGUGUACUGCUAGGGAGGGGGUGAGUCAGAACUGGGGAAGCCCUUCUCAGGGAAGAGGCAGUACUGACCAAGACAGAUGGAAAAGUAAUCUUCA
Cricetulus griseus (Chinese hamster) is the source of this 4884-nucleotide messenger RNA. NCBI's taxonomy places the organism in Eukaryota, Metazoa, Chordata, Mammalia, Rodentia, Cricetidae. The record is from RefSeq and is a predicted model, not a curated record.